AUGGCUCCUCGCGCUCCCUCUGCUGCGUCUCAACAGCAAACCGCUCGGGUCCGCGCUGAAGGUCGCGCACGCCAAAUGUGCGGCGCUGGGCCGUUGACUGAUGUUGUUGACGCUGCGCUUCUAAGGCAAGAGCUCACGCAGUUCUAUACGCGUCUUGAAGCGUCCGAUGCAUCGCCUGGUCGUGUCGCGCUCAACCGUGCGAACCGGGCCUUCGACUACCUCUCCGAUGCUUCGCGGGCCACUCCUCGGAUUUCUAAGGGUGCUGCGCGCAUAGCGUGGGGGCUUUUGUUGGAGGAGAUGAAAUUCGCGAUCAAGUAUAACGUGACCGCGUCCGUUGAUCCCCUCGUUCGUUUUCUCGCCAAAGCCAGGGAUGAAGCAAGGCGCAAUCACGCUUGGGACAUGGGCAAGGUCCGUCGCCUCCUCGCAGACGGCUGGCCUUCGAAGCAGAUCGUUCUUCUACUGCCGAGCCACGAGUCGGGACCAGUGCACUGGUGGUUGACCGUUCCUGAGAUACAAGACAAGCAACCUAUACUUCGACAGGCUAUAUACGACGCCGCGUACAGGCUUCGCUCGUCUGCUUCGCCGAGACGACGCUCUCCAACGCCUGGACCUCCAACUGCUACUCAGGGAGGCAGCCGUCCUCAGAGACAAGCCGCGAACGCGACCAACGCUGCGUUGAGCGCAACCAUCAUCUACGACGACCAUGUCGAUGAAACUUACGUGCCCAGCGAUAUACCUCGUGAUGAGGACGUACCUCGCCCUGCUACGUUCACUUUCGGGGCGAACGCCGCGUCAGACUUCACCGCGCAGGCGCCGGCACAGGCGUCUGUCAUUCUUCCACCCCCGCCGCCCCCGGCUGCAGGAGCUCGCCGUGCCCAGCCAUCCCCAUGGCUGCCUCCUGCUGGGUUCACGGCUGACUUGAAAUGGGAUAUUGAGGAUUACAACGUCCUCAAGGCCCAGCUCUUAUCUCACCCGCGCGGGGUUCCCAUUCCAGAAGGCUUUCUAUGGGAGCAUCCGAGCCUGCAUGGCCUCAGGGUGUACGCUGAUGGACAGCCGAAAAUGUUCGAGGUUCGCUUCGAUUCUGCUAACUCUCGACGACUUUCAUUGACCUGCCGCAUCCAGGUCUCGUGUACCAAUUGCCGCAGAAAGCUGCGCAAAUGUAUCGGCCGGGGAUCGAAGGCGUGUCUCCCAUGUUAUUGGGAGAAAGGUAGCCUGGGCAAAUGUGAGGGCGGCGUACCUCCCGCAACGCCGGUGGUGAAGCCUGAUUUCGAGGUGCGCAAGGCCUUCCUGGAAGAGGUCGAGUUGGCCACUGGUGAAUUCCCGCAUCACCUGGUGAACAAAGCCACAGGUCGCGCCAGGCAUGGUAGUGAUGCAGCAGGGACCGGCAACCCGCCGGCGUACGAUCCACCAGCCCCACGCUAUAGCCCGCCGAGACCAAGCAUCGUUGCUGCUGUAGGAGAGGAGACGCCGCCGGCGUCCGCUCCCCCGGCUGCGCAACAGCGUGGCAACCAGGUUCGAGGGUCAGUCCGCGACGAUCAAAACGCCGAUCCUGGCGCCUCCAAUAGUGCCUCUGCCCCCACCAACGUAUCUGGCGUGCGCGGUCGCCGUCAGCGCCGCGAGCCAGACAGCGGAGGCCCCGAUGGCGUACCCUCUAUCGCCGCGGCUCCUGGCGAUAGCAGCAACACCGCUGCACCGGCGGUCGUUCAAUCCUCCAGCGACGUUGUUAUGCCGCCUGCGUCAGCUGUCCAGCCAGAGGAUGUUGCUAUGGCCGACGUUACCAACGCUCCAGAUGCGGCGAUGGCCGAUGUUACCAACGUUACAGACGUUGCCAUGGCCGAUGUUAGCAACGUCCCGUUGGUGCGGCCCCCCAAACGCCAGCGCCCUUCACAACUUGGCGAGGACGAACGCGCCGAGGGCGCGGAUAGCCCUGCGGUCGCGCCAGCGUCUCGGCCGCGCAAGCGCGUCAAGCGUCCCGUCCCGGCACAGUUAUCCCCUGUCGAAGAGGAUCCCGGCGAAGCGCUUCCUGUUGCAGCUCCCGCAGCAGACACUCCCCCGGCGAUCGUGAUCCCUCCUCGUCCUCGCCCUGUCCUAAGCGACUCUGAUCAGGAUGAGACAAGCCGAGCUGCUUCCCCGAUGCCCAGGGUUGCUGGUAGAGGUUCAUCAGGGCCUGCGAACGCCAAACGGGCAGACAAAGGGAAAGCGAAAGCGCUCCCCAAACCCAGGCGCACCGGUACGCAACAGCGUGAUUCUGCUGGAGCCGCAAAUCAGGGGAUACAGUUCUACGACAACGUUCCCGGCACGCGUACUGUUUCUCGGGCGGGUUCGCCUGUCUUCCGCGCACGCCCCUGGCCUGCGAUACCCGGUCCGGAUAUGCAGGUCGCUGGCGACCGAAGGCACGACAUCCCAUCCGGUAUCACCAGGAUCACCCACCCUCAGCCGGCUCCUACACCCGCGUCUGCCAUCAACCUCUCUGGCGAUAUUUAUCUUGCAAACCACGUCGAACGUGCCUUGCGCGAGGAGGUCCGAGACGUCCGUAACGAGGUCCGAGACAUACGCGACCAGGAUCGCGAUUGGUGGACCGGUCGAUAUCAGAACGACUUCGUCUUGCCUCGACAUCGCGAAGUACUUGAUUGCGUGCGCGAACUUCAGGCGGAGGUUAGAGGUCUGGCGCGAACUGCGGGGCUAAGACAAGACGACGGUGUUCGCAUGCCGCACAAUCCCGGCGAUGUUGGAACCUUGGAUGGCGCCGCCCAGCCCUCGGCGGCAGCGCAAGCGUCGGGGCCGACGCUGCAGCAGUCUUCGCCCGGUUCAUCGGUUGCCCUACAAGUGUCCACCGAUCAAGGGCUCGUUCAGAUGUUCAAUAGUCUGCAGACGGGCCUGCGCAACUCGUUCACCAGUUUCGGCGAGGAAAUGCGCCAGUCCCUCACUGAGCGCACGGCUCCCAUCAGCGAUCUUCAUGGAAGCGUGCAGGACCUUACAAGACGUUUUGGCGAACUUGCGCCACUUACUGGACGCGUGGAUGCUAUGGGCCAAACUCUGGACGCUUUUGGGGUUGAUUUCCGCGCCCUUGUAGGCCGAGUGCAACGUUUGGAAGACGUUGGCCCUUUGGCGCGGAACCUGCGGGUAUUCACCGAGCACCAGGAUCGUCUGGGCGAAGCGCCCGUUCCGAUGCUCGUCCUGCGCGAACCCGUUCGAGCCCCCAACGAGUCGGCGGCGGAGGCUCAUCGUUCCUUGAGCACCGUCGCGUCGACGCCCGAGGCGGCCGCUGUAUCUUCUCAGGGUCCUCCCUCCGUUGUCGAAGUCCGUCAGUCUCUCGGUGCCACUUCAUCCAGUUCGCCGGUCGAGCAUUCGGCGUCUAGGCUUCAUCUCGCAAUGACACGCGACCGCGAUAUGCUGGCCACAGUCCCUGCCAAUGUAUCGCAGCCUCCCUCGCCCAACCUGUCAGGUCCAAUCGUACCUCCAUUGCCGGAGCUGAAUGGCAUGCGCUCGCCAGGAGACCUCUCCCCUCUCACGACUACCCCAUCGCCGGGACGUCAGCUGGCGCAGGCGACGAACGAGCAUUCUCCCACCGUUCAGGCCCACGUGCUCCACUCGCCAGGGUCCCAACCUGCGCAUAGCGACGGCAGUUCCACUGAGGAUGACGCGCCGAUGGAGACAGGAGACGACUGGACUCUCCCCGCCUCGAGGAAGCGUAGCGCGGAGGAUGCUGGGGAUACGGCGCGCGCUCAGAAGAGGCCGGCAGAGGAAGCGCAUUCUGAUGGUCAGGAUGAAGAUGCUGAAGGGAGCUCUGAUGAUCAGGCAGCGCCUACGACUGACGCUGUGUCGGUCGCGGCUCAGGGUAAACGGACCGGCAGGAACGUGAAGUCCCGCGGUGCAGGCGCCGCUCCUGAUGUCGCCGCCCCGACUCCUGGCCGGCGAACUGGAUUGCGUACCCGGGCGGGGCGCUCUGGCUGA
Messenger RNA from Peniophora sp. CBMAI 1063, 3954 nucleotides. NCBI's taxonomy places the organism in Eukaryota, Fungi, Basidiomycota, Agaricomycetes, Russulales, Peniophoraceae. The record is from the annotation of a GenBank genome assembly.